CAGCCCAUCUUAAGUGCUGCCGAUUCAUUCUCGCUGAAUAAGCGACAGGCAAGAUGCAUGCCGCUAACCCUUCACAGCGCGCUGCGCUCAGCCAGCGGGCAGAUGCCGCUAACGCUCACCAACGCUUAGCGCUGCCUCUUUCGAGCCGCCCACUGCACCGUUCUAGUGUCUUUUCAUCACGGCGCCUGCCGAUUCUUCAGGCGGGAUCGACUGACACCUACUCGCGCCCUAUUUCCGCGCCUCGCCUGGUGCAGCAUAAGAGCGAGGCCUACUGGUUUUAUGCGGGUCUGAGCCAGGUCUAUGACCACAUCGUUAACCCUGGCCACUGGACUGAGGACAUGCGUGAUGACGCGUUGGCGCCCGCCAAGCUGGACGACCCCAACCUCAAGGUGGUUGACGUGGGCGGAGGCACCGGCUUCUGCACGCUGGGAGUGGUCAAGACCGUCAAGCCUGAGAACGUGACGCUGAUGGACCAGUCACCGCACCAGCUGGCCAAGGCCAAGGCCAAGCCCGCGCUCAAGGGCGUGACCAUCCUGGAGGGCGACGCCGAGGACCUGCCCUUCCCCACCGACACCUUUGACCGCUACGUGUCCGCCGGCUCCAUCGAGUACUGGCCCGAGCCGCAGCGCGGCAUCCGGGAGGCCUACAGGGUGGUCAAGGAGGGCGGGCUCGCCUGCAUGAUUGGGCCGGUGCACCCCACGCACCCCGUGUCGCGCUUCUUCGCGGACGCGUGGAUGCUGUUCCCCACGGAGGAAGAGUACAUCGAGUGGUUCACCAAGGCGGGCUUCACAGACGUCAAGAUGACGCGCAUCGGGCCCAAGUGGUACCGCGGCGUGCGGCGGCACGGACUCAUCAUGGGCUGCUCAGUCACAGGCGUGAAGCCCAAGGCGGGUGACUCGCCGCUUGUGAUGGGCCCCAAGGCCGAGGUCAGCGGCAAGAUGAACACCAACCCCCUGUCCUUCCUGCUCAACCUCAUCCUGGGGACAGCCGCCGGCUUCUACUACUUCUGCCUGCCCAUCUACAUGUACAUCAAGAACCUGAUCUGGCCCAAGAACUGGGAGAUGUAACGGCGUCAAAGAGACAGCGGGGCUGGCCUGUGGGAGCGCGGGCAGUCGCUUGGCGGCUACCUUGCUGCUAUCGCUGCUGGCAGGGAUCGGUGGCAGGGGAUCGGUGGCAGGGGUGAGAAGUUGCGGUGCGCCCGGGUGCAGUUGUUGCGCGGGGUGCGCAUCUGGACAGUGUCGAGCGUGUGGCGUUGUGUUGGGAACGCGAACAAGACAAAAGCACGGACCAGGGAGACGACCAAUGGCAAAAUGGGUUGUGCCCGAGGGCAUUUUGACAUGUUUGCAGACAUGAAAGGUUGAGUUGAGAGUUAAACAUGGCUGGGGAGGCGUGUGCUGUCGGCGGCCGGACGCAAGAAGGUGCCAAAGUGCCUGUUGAGGACCAUAUGCUUGGCCCACUCCAAGCAGUUGGAAGGCUGGCAAAUGAAGUGCGCAGCCUAGCCUUUGGCGUCUUCACAGAACUCCCACCAACAGGGCAGCAAGGCUGCAGUCCCCCCCCCCCCGAGCUGUACAUCCAGGGUUUGCAGUCCUGAGCUGCUCGGGCUCCUUGCGUAGCUGAUACGCUGCAAGCGCUCAUUGUCGAAGCCCA
Chlamydomonas reinhardtii is the source of this 1647-nucleotide messenger RNA. RefSeq lists its product as uncharacterized. Bases 54 to 1067 code for a protein of 337 amino acids. Gene Ontology annotation, biological process: methylation. Lineage: Eukaryota; Viridiplantae; Chlorophyta; Chlorophyceae; Chlamydomonadales; Chlamydomonadaceae. The transcript has 11 exons. The record is from RefSeq and is a predicted model, not a curated record. Gene Ontology annotation, molecular function: 2-methyl-6-phytyl-1,4-benzoquinone methyltransferase activity.